This is a messenger RNA of Armigeres subalbatus, 1607 nucleotides long. RefSeq lists its product as uncharacterized. The coding region runs from base 220 to 690 and encodes 156 amino acids. The record is from RefSeq and is a predicted model, not a curated record. NCBI's taxonomy places the organism in Eukaryota, Metazoa, Arthropoda, Insecta, Diptera, Culicidae. The transcript is spliced from 3 exons.
AUCAAAUGCGGUGCAGUUUGUUUAACGUGUUACGUAUCUUCUCAAUUUUCCCUUUUUCUGUCUUACAGACCCGAUGGCAUAAUAUCUCCCUCUGCUUUUUAGCAGAACACUAAAAAAUCGAACGAAAACCUUUAAAUACAGGUUCCGAACAAUCAUAGACCGACAAGUGAUUAAUGCUCGUAUUUCUUCUCCGGUGACAGAGUAACAAAAAGUAGCGACAUGUUGUGCUCGCGGAAAUGGAUUGCUGCUGCACUGGUGAUCUAUGCCAUCUUCAUCGAUCAUCUCUAUUGCCAAUCAAUUGGGAAGAUUCAUGUUUUAGAUUCGGUUGCUCAUCUCCGUGGAAACGGUGUCAGAACUACUGUGAAUGGUGUCGAAAAGCGAUCGACUUGGGGUACAUCAGGACCAGUGCGAGUGACUCGACAGAUCUCCGAAGACCAAGACGACGAUAACGACAACGGCUCGUUGCCAUAUCGCCAUUAUGCCGCGAGCAGUGAUGAUGACAAUCAAUAUCGUGAUCACGAUUAUGACAGCACCUCUGAUGAUGAUGGCUUUGCGGAGGAAUAUCAACGGCGAGGUGGUGUCACCGGACCAGUGCAUACCUACAUUAAAACGGACAAAAAUGCCAACUUCAAAUGGGGCGUGAGGCACUUCGCUGGAAAGCAGUACCGAGGAGGGCGGAGGUGGCCGUAGCGUUAGCCUGACUAGGUCUGUUACAAGUGCCUCGAUGGCCAAUAGAGAUGGACUAAAUCAACUGCAAUUUUCAGCGUUGUUUCUUUUCACCGAUGGCUUUAUACAAGUUGGUUAUACACAGUUAUUAUAAUUAAUGACCGGUUUAAGUAUACAUUAUAUGAACCACAGUGAUGUUUUGCACUUCCUAGCAAAUCAUGUGAGCAUCAUGAUGUCUGAUUCGAUCAACUAAUUGCUUCGUGAAUUGCAUUUUGCUCUUCCUAAACUCUUCAUAAUUGUUUAGACAUGUUGCAUAAUUUUUCGAAUAGUUUCCAACAGUAAAUGAUAAUUUUGCAAUGGUGAGUACAACCGAAUAAAAGUACGUGUAAUACAUGCAGAUUUCUUUUUUAGAGUCCGGGAGCACUUCCACAGUUAUUAACUGCGAGAUUUCUAGGCCAAGUUACCAUUUUUGCAUUCGUAUAUCAUGAGGCUAACACGGUGAUACUUUAAUGCCCAAGGAAGUCGAGACAAUUUCCAAUCCGAAAAUUUCCUGACCGGGAAUCGAACCCAGCCAGUCUCAGCAUGGUCUUGCUUUACAGCCGCGCAUCUUACCGCACGGCUAUGGAUAGAGUCUUCUGUUGUUUCAUAUUAUGAUUUGAAAGGAAGUUAUAAAUUACACAGUUAGUACAUAGUAUUGAAAGUUUAGAGAAAAUGGCUAAAUGCAGGAGGAACUUUUCAUCGUGAGUAGGGAACAGCAUAAAAUUAGAUGUCAUCGCAAGGAGUGACAAGUAAAUGAUUUAGGUAUAAAAAUAAAUUUGACAGAUGGCCAUUACAAUACAACAAUUUAAUUUAUGUUGACUGUUGAUAGAUAUGUAACGUCAAUAUGAAAAAAAAGAUCAACACAAAAUAUUGCGGCCAGCUCUCGACAUGGGCAGGGUGCC